CUCAUCUCCAACUCCCUGUCCACUCUCUGUCCGCACGGAAGAUAUAUCCGCCAGCGGUUAAUCGGAUCUUCUUCGCUUCACGGUGGACUGUGCUCCUAGUUAUUCCCUUAACUUCCAUCACGAACCUACUUCUCCGACCCGGUUGGGUUUACUUUUUCCACCGCCGACUAUUUCACCAACAAAGUUCCCCAAUCACCCUCGUGAUCGUCGCCGCCGCGAAGGAGACAAAAAAGGAAAACGUUAAAGCCGCAUUCCGCCCAACAAAAAAAGAAUCAACGCACACCACCAAAUUCACUCUACCAAGUCAUUCUCCAAUCGAAAGAUGCGCGAUAUGUCGUCCAAAUUUAUCGAGAUUCUCGACCCCAAUGAUACUCGGCCGCGCAUGUCUGAUUGCGAUGUCCGGCUCGAAGAUGUCCUAGCCGACCAUGAAGCGCUUGUCACUAGGCCCCGAUCCUCCACUCAAUCCUCUUCUAAGCCGAGUCUAGACAACCGUCUAGAUCGCGAUUCACCCACUUCACCCACACAGCGCUGGAAGCGUCUUAGCACCAUCCUCGUCCCAGCCAGAAGAGGCUCAGCAUGAUACUCUUUAGCUUUUCCACCUCUCCUCUCAUUCCUCCACUCUAUGCCACAAAAUUUCACGGUCCUGGCGACCGUCAAUUACGCAGAUGAUACGCUACGCUACGU
This is a messenger RNA of Aspergillus costaricaensis CBS 115574, 684 nucleotides long. RefSeq lists its product as uncharacterized. Bases 323 to 580 code for a protein of 85 amino acids. The record is from RefSeq and is a predicted model, not a curated record. The transcript has a single exon. Lineage: Eukaryota; Fungi; Ascomycota; Eurotiomycetes; Eurotiales; Aspergillaceae.